Perca flavescens (yellow perch) is the source of this 4401-nucleotide messenger RNA. It is a transcript of the gene znf804b, whose product is annotated as zinc finger protein 804B. The transcript is spliced from 3 exons. The record is from RefSeq and is a predicted model, not a curated record. Lineage: Eukaryota; Metazoa; Chordata; Actinopteri; Perciformes; Percidae. Gene Ontology annotation, cellular component: nucleus. The coding region runs from base 1 to 4401 and encodes 1466 amino acids.
AUGUCUCUGUCUGUAUGCCUCUAUCUCGACUCUCUCUCAUUUCUCUCCCCCUAUCCCUCCAAUGCACUCACUCAUUCUCUCGUCUCUCUCCUUCUCCAGGAGCGUGCAGAGAGGGCUUUGGGCUGCUCAGUGGAGGAUCUGAAGGCUCUUUUCUACUGUGAGCUGUGUCACAAGCAGUACUUCAGACACCGGGAGUUUGACAACCACAUCAACUCCUACGACCAUGCACACAAACAGAGGCUGAAGGAACUCAAGCACAGAGAGUUUGCUCGCAAUGUGGCCUCGAAAUCAUGGAAGGACCAACGCAAACAGGAGAAGGCUCUCAGACGCCUGCACCAGCUCGCACAACUGCAACAGGAAACCCAGCGAGCCCCAGGAAGAACAGGACUAAGAAGUGCAGUCAGGGCUGUGAGACCGCGGCAAGAUAGAAACGUGGACAAAAGAGACCACAGCCCUGAGGACUUCAACCACACCCAGAGACCCCCUCCUACGCAACCCACGGCAGCUCCUCUCAGCCACCAGCGAGAAAAUCCACACCAAUCUCCUACCCAAAUACUGCUAGCCACUGCAGAGUCCCCACUAAUCACACAUCCGGCAUCCAAAACAAACCCACCUGCAGUGAACCCCCAGUCUUGCCUGGGCUUGUAUCCCCAGCUGCCUCUCCCAGGGCGGGGGAGAGUGGGAGGCAGGCUUGGGGUGUCCUUCUGCUUCUCACGCAGGGGGCCCAGGCUCGAGCCUUCCGCCUCCGUCUUCUCGGACCUGGAGGAGGAGGAGAGAGACAAGAGGGAACAAAUAAAAGAAAGGAUAAAGGGUAUGAUGGAAGAUAUUGACAAGGAAAUUGGGGCAGCAGAGGAGGGGAUACACAGUGAGAGUGAAAAACAUGAUUUCAGAUCUGACUGUGUUAGACUGAGCGACACAAGGCCAAUCCCCAGGGAGGCUGCCAGAGAAGAGGAGAUUGAAAAAAGAGAUGCAGUGAAAGUACACUCUAAUAUUUCCACAGCAGCACCUGAUAAUCAGAGCCAUGAUUCACUAUUCUUGCCAUCAAAGACCCAGGUGGCCCUAAGGGGCACAGCAUUAGCAGGUGCACACAUGGACACCGAACACACAGAUAGCGAGACAAAGAGAAAGCAAGAAUCAGAGGCGGGGAGGGAAGAGAGUCAGUAUAUGUGUGUGCUGGGGAAGGACGGCUCUACUUGUCUGAGAUGGCCUGUCAGUUUGCUUAAGUUCACCAAGUCUCAACCACACGUCUCUUACAGCUGCAACCCAUUCUGCUUGAACCCACAACAACCAGAACUACUCACAGAGGAUCGGCAGGAGUCACAACAAAAUCAGUUUUGUGCUCCCUCAGAGGAAUCAGAUCCAUGUGUGCCAGCUGUUCUUACAUCAGACACUCCUUCCUGUUUACAAAGACAGACAAGACAAGAGCUGAAAGCAAACAGACAGGAAAAAUCUGAGGAUUACUAUAAGGCAGAGCAACAUGUAGACGUAGAGAGAGAAGCACACCAGUUCCUAAAGAACAAAAACGUUUCAUCGUCAGAAACAAGACCAGAAAGAGGAAGAUGCACGCUAAGAAUGGAUAAUUGCAUGAGGGCAGCGUCCCAUCCAUUUGACCCCACUAAUAGUGACAGCUCUGACAUAAACUCCCAGAAUCCUCUGGGAGGCAGAUUAGGGGGUGUGAGAGGGAUCAGGGAGAGAGCCAUCAUAGCCAUGAGCUGUAAAUUAGAGUCUGUCACCAAACCUGGCACACAGAGGAUGUGCAGUAGCCCGUCCAGGUGUGAGUGUGGGAGUGAGACAAUGUGCAAGUGUGCCAGCGCUCCACAGCCGUAUGUGGGUGUCUCAGAAGUGUCACGCAAAAAGAGGAAAGCCAGCACAAAGAAACACAAGCUGGGAAAGAGGAAUAGGGGUGAGGAGGAAAAGGCUUCAAACAAGCGCCAAUCAGCAAGGUGCAAAGUGAGGAGUGUUGUCUCCACAGUCUCCACUUGCAUUGAGAGGAGUGGAGAAGCUGGAGGGAGCUUGGGGAAGAAAAGGAGGCAAAGGGAGACGGGGGAGACGAGGAUGAGGGGAAGGAGGGAGCAGAGAGCAGGGAGCAGCUGUCUCCUCGGGAGAUGUGAUGCUGAGCCAGUAUCUGUCUCUGUCAGGAAGAGGAGGCCUCACAGGAGCCACAGCACUGAUUCCCAGUCCCAGCCAGACAGAGAGCAGGCAGAGCACUGCAGUGCCUACUCCCAGCUCGCCAGACACACAGCAGACAGACACAUCGAGGGGGAGGGAAAGCGAGACAGAGAUGCAGUGACUUUUCCCUGGCGGUCUCACUUCUCCUUACACUCCUUCUCACCAGGAUGUAACUCUAAGCUGUUUUGGGAAAGGGGUCACCAUAGCAACCCCAGGAGUUUCAUUGACUGCUGUUACCCUGACAACAACCGUGGUUGCAGCCCGGCGAGAAAGAGAAAACUCCUCCACAGGGACAGGAAAGUCAUUCAUAGUAAGAGGAAGAGUUCGAGGCAUCGUGAUGACUGGGAGGAGACAGAGAGGGGCAGGGCAAUGGGAGAGCGUUCAGGUUGCAGAGACAGGGGCCUGAUUUCAGAUACAGAACAGUGGGAGUGGAUAAGGGGGAGCUGUCCUGGAGGUAGUGAGGAGGGCAGGUCAAGAAGUGGGUGGAGAUCGAGAAACAGAGGAGUGGAGUGGGAGCGGGUGGCAAGUUUUAGCCCCAGUCCUAGCAGCUGGGACAGGAGAGGCAGACAUCUUAGAAUGGAAGAUGUCGACUGGGACAGGUGCAGCGUGGACAGAUGGACAUGGAGCAGCAGCGACAGCUGGGAAGACAGGGGGACACACAGAUCUACGUCAGGCUCCAGGACAGGGGCAGACAGCAGAGACAGCCCAGGCUGUGUGUGGAAAUCUGCAGGCACCAGACGCUCAAGCUCGAGACACUUCUCCAGCCCUGAGUGGUGGACAAGUAGGCAGACAUACAGCCCCCAGAGUGUGAUCAACACACGGGCCGGCAGAUGCCACAGCCCUCGCUCCUGCAGCCCCUGCAGCAGCACCAGCAUGUCCGAUCUAAGCUGGGAGUGGAGCAGGAGCAGCACCUGCUCAGGAGUCACAGUGGAUGGGUUGACAGUCAGCACCUGUAGGACGUCCUUAGGAGCUCCAGGACUCUCAUCUGAGGCCCAUCAGGAGGUAAAGAAGCAGAGCAGCCCCACGUCCACUACAUCUGGCCUUACCUCUUGCUCCUUCUCUCAUUCCUCGCCCAACAGAUCCUCUUUUGCUCCCACAGUUCCGGGCCUCAACACGCAUCAUUGUGACACAAGCCCUUCUCAGCUUAAGGAGCCCAAUUCACAGUCUGACUUUGGACAUGGACCCUCUGCCCUUGUCAACUCAAGCAAGUCAGGCACAACUCUCCCAGGACUAUCCCCCAGAAAGUCUGUGCCACAGAAACCAGCCAGGAUGUUGCUUCUCCCUCUCAUAGGGAAACUACCUGCAAUCCAGAGAAAGGCCAGGAAGAAACAAGGGCUGCUGGAGAAAAGUCAGGAGAAGGAGGGAGAGGAGGAAGAGGAGGCUAAGGGCAGUGGAACGGAUCCUGCAGCAGUCGUCGACAGUCAAAAAUGUCCUCUGGACAUGGUUGAGUCAAACCAUUGUAGCAUGCCAAAUCUCUGCCCGUCGCAGAUUAGCACUUAUGACAAGCAGACAGGUGGAGAGACAGCUCCGCCAAUCAGCUUUACUGCUGAGGAGAUGGACAAAUAUCGCCUCCUGCAAGAGCAGGCGAGAGAGCACAUGCAGAAAGUUCUGGAACAGACGCAAGAGAGUGCAGAUAUGCACACAAAGACAAACACACACACAGCACAGCGAGAGAACUGUGGGACUUCAGAGGAACAAUACACACCUGCACCCUUGCACAACCCUUCACAGCCUCAAACCCAGUCGCUUCACACAGACACGAUGCAAACACAAGCACAGCACACCGUCAGGGUCAGUCUCCCACUUCCACACGUGACCUCACAAGAGAACUUUACUCAACCCGUGGCUCUGAGAGUCCCAAACCUGCCCCCUCUCUCCAGCCUCCAUCAUAUUAUUUUACAACACGCAGCCCUCUCCAUGCCCCCCUCCUCCUCAUCUUCUUCCACCCCAUCCACCUCUCCCACCAUCCACCCACACGCAGCUCAACUCCCUCACCCCCUGCCCCCUCUCCACCUCUCCCUCCCUCAUCACCUUCACCUCUCUCCCUUUUCCAUAUCCUCACUGUUUCCCUCCAUUCUGCUGUCCCAUCAUCCCAUCCCUCUCCUCCCCCAGUCCCCUGCUUUUCACGCGACCCCACUUGCUCCGCCCUCCCAAGUAGCCCUGCAACCCUUAAACCCACAGUCUUUCAUGGACAGAGUGUGGCCAGUGAGGUUUCAACAGAAGGCGUUGUGA